Acanthisitta chloris (rifleman) is the source of this 695-nucleotide messenger RNA. RefSeq names its product microfibrillar associated protein 5 (gene MFAP5). The transcript has 7 exons. The record is from RefSeq and is a predicted model, not a curated record. The coding region runs from base 1 to 498 and encodes 165 amino acids. NCBI's taxonomy places the organism in Eukaryota, Metazoa, Chordata, Aves, Passeriformes, Acanthisittidae. Gene Ontology annotation, biological process: embryonic eye morphogenesis. Gene Ontology annotation, cellular component: microfibril.
AUGAAGACCUCUGGAACCUGUAUACUGUUGUGUCUCUUAGUAUUCUCCUUGUCCCCAGCUGACUGGUUCCCAUGGGUGGUCAAUGGGCAAGAACCAGAAACUGCAACUGGUAAAUCUUUCAGAACAUCUUCUCUUUUACCAGCUCCAGCUGUCACACCACCUGUGCUUCUUCGUCCUGUUCAAUCUGACAGUGAAACUACAACGGCUUCAUCAGAUUGUCGUGAAGAGAAGUUCCCUUGCACACGCCUGUACUCUGUUCACAAACCAGUAAAGCAGUGUAUCAGCUACCUCUGUGUUACAAGUGUGCGUCGCAUGUACAUAAUAAACAAGGAGGUGUGCUCUCGCAUUAUUUGCAAGGAGAAUGAAGUCAUGCAAGAUGAGAUCUGUCGCCAGCUGGCUGGCCUUCCUCCUCGACGUCUCCGCCGAUCUGGACAGCCCCUGCAUCUCCCUUGUAGACAGCUCCUGGAGCAGCAGCGUGGAAAGUCUGAUGCUCUGUGAGCUACCAACAGGAGGAGUGGAAAAGGAUGGGAGAGAAGAGAAAUCAUCACCACUACCUACAAUCCAAGACAAGUCCCUUUUGUUUGAUUUCCCCACUAUUUCCUUGCUUCUCUGCCUUUCCCUAGAGCCUCUUCUUCAGGUGCUGCAACACACAGAGUCCCCUCACUACUAGUCUGUCAUGAUGGCUGUUGGCAUCU